Molecule: messenger RNA, 1071 nt
Organism: Ustilaginoidea virens
Lineage: Eukaryota; Fungi; Ascomycota; Sordariomycetes; Hypocreales; Clavicipitaceae
Exons: 1
Coding region: 1-1071 (356 amino acids)
Biological process (GO): mRNA splicing, via spliceosome
Cellular component (GO): spliceosomal complex
Source: RefSeq, a predicted model, not a curated record
AUGACCGAAUCAACCAGAGGCCGCGUAGCCAUCAAGUUCGGUGCGUCCUCGACCGCCCCCUCGAAACCCGCGUCUCGCACCGCCCCCCCCUCCAGCCUGGGCAAGCGGCGGCUCCGCACCCACCUGGGCGACGAGUCCGACUCCGACUCGGGGGUCCACGACCAUCGCAGCACCGCCGGCCGCCACGAAGCCAUCACCGGGUUCGGCGCAGACGGGGCGGAAACCGACGGCGCGGGAACCGACGGCGCCAAGGGACGCGCCGAGGCCGCAAGGAGAGACUACGUCAUCGCCAGGCAGGCCAACCGCGACUGGAGAGCGCAGGCGAAGGCGCAGCGCCGGGGCAGGAACCUCCUUGCCGAGGAAGCGCGGCCGCGGGGCCGAGAUGCCGGCGGCGGCGGAGAUGGGCGCGCGGCCGAUGAGCGUGGCCGCCUUGGCUGGGGUCUGACGCUCGCGACGAGGAGCGACGACGACGACGACGACGGACAGCAGCCCGGCCACCCGUCCCCGCCUCCUGCAACUGCCGAAGCGCCCAAGGACCCGCCGCUCCGUACGGCCGACGAAGAAGCCAUGGACGCCCUGCUGGGCAAGGACAAGGGCGCCGAGGCCGCCAGGACGAUUGCGGCGCCGACCGAGGAUGACGUUUACAGGCGUGAUGCCGCUGAAGCAGGGGUUGCAUCAACCCUGGAGGACUACGAAGCUAUGCCGGUGGAGGAGUUCGGGGCCGCCCUGCUCCGUGGCAUGGGGUGGGAUGGCACGCACACUGGUCCGAAGACGAAGGAGGUCCGGAGGCGGCAGAACCGUCUGGGGCUGGGCGCCAAAGAGCUCAAGGGAGCGGAAGACUUGGGCGGCUGGAUGCAGAAGAAGGGGAAGAAGUCCCGCACAAGUCUGGCCGAUUACAGAAGGGAAGAGAGCCUGAGGAAGGAAGAGGGGGGGGGGAAAGACAGCUACAAGAGAGAGCGGGAGAAGGAGAGGGAACGUGAUGGCGAACGGAGCAGGUACAGAGAGCGCGACAGGGGCAGGGAUGGUCACAAGGAUGACAGAAGGGAUAGAGACAGAAGGGAAUCCGGGUAG